Closterium sp. Naga37s-1 is the source of this 710-nucleotide messenger RNA. Lineage: Eukaryota; Viridiplantae; Streptophyta; Zygnematophyceae; Desmidiales; Closteriaceae. The record is from the annotation of a GenBank genome assembly.
AUCAUUCAACCAAUAGGGGCACGUGCGGUGUUCGUAGUACCCCCGCGUACUACUUCCGCGCGGGGGCGGGCGCGGGGAGGCGCAAGUGGCACGUGCAUCUGCCCCAGGGCGGCUGGUGCUUCUCGCCGCUCGAGUGCCGCGAGCGCGCCAACUCCCCCCUCGGCUCCUCGCGCUUCUGGGCCACGCGCCUGCCCGCCGUUGUUGAAAACGGCGGGAAGAUCAACAAUGCAUCCGAGUCGUAUCCACAGCUGGGCGGGGUCCUAUCACAGGACAGCGCAACCAACCCCUUGUUCCACGGGUGGAACCUGGUGUGGGUGGUGUAUUGUGACGGUGGCGCCUACAGCAGCACGCGGGGGAGGGCGGACCUGGGGGAGGGCGCAUCGGUAUACAUGCAGGGGCGGCAGAUUCUAGAUGAUAUUAUCACUGAUCUGUGCACGCAGAGGGGCAUGGGGGCGGCGUCGCAUGUCCUCUUCUCGGGCAGCUCAGCGGGCGGCCAUGCCAUCAUCAUGCACUGCGACCGCCUCGCUGCUGCCUUCCCCCACGCCAAAGCCACCUGCCUUGCCGACUCGGGCUUCUUCGUUGACGCCAAGGACCGCUUUGGGGUGUACUCGUGGCGGGAAUCCAUUCGGCAGCUCACCGCUCUGCACCUCAUUGAAGUUCCCAAAUGCCCUGCAGGUAAAAACAGCAUGAAGAUACCACCCACCAGGUGA